AUGAGUCUUCCGGACAAGAUGCCUACAAAGGAAAUGGCUUUGAUCAUACCCCCGAGCCUGCAAAGUAGAUAUGAGCGAUGGCUAAAAGGCUAUCCAAAACCACUUAGUCCAAAGGAUCCAAAGACUAUGCUGGACUUGUAUGAGGAAGAAUUUAUGUUCAGGGAGUAUACCAAUGAACUAGAAACUGAUGACUUAAAAGAUCAGAACUUUCCUGAACCGUUUAGUGAAGACUGGAUAAAAGGCUCCCAAGGUCAUCUAAUUCUAUCUCCUUCUUAUGAAAUAGAAGCUACUCAAUCACAAAUUAGCAUUAAUAGAACUGUACAUAAUCUGGGUGAGAUGUCUGUAAAUUCUGAAUAUGGGAAAGAUUUUGAAAAUAAUGCUAAUCUUUCUGUGCACAAAGAAAUUCAGAAAGAUGAAUGGUCAUUUUUAUGUUCUGAAAGUUCAGAAUGUGGAAAGUGUUUAAGUAAGAAUUCAAGUCUUGGGGUGCAUCAGAGAAUUCACACAGGAGAGAAGCCAUUUUCAUGUCCUGAAUGUGGGAAAUAUUUCAAUGAGAAAUCAAGACUUGUGAAACAUCUGAGAGCUCACACAGGAGAGAAGCCAUAUUCAUGUCCUGAAUGUGGAAAAUGUUUUAAUCAGAAAGCACAUCUUAAUGCACAUCUGAGAGCUCACACAAGAGAGAAACCAUAUUCAUGUCCUGAAUGUGAGAAAUGUUUUAAUCAGAAAGCACAUCUUGAUAAACAUCUGAGAACUCACACAGGAGAGAAACCAUAUUCAUGUCCCGAAUGUGAGAAAUGUUUUGCUUAUGAAUCAGCUUAUAAAAGACAUCAGAAAAUUCAUACAGGAGAGAAAACAUUUCUAUGUCCUGAAUGUGAGAAAUGUUUUAAUCGGAAAGAUCAUCUUGAUAAACAUCUGAGAAUUCAUACAGGAGAGAAACCAUUUUCAUGCACUGAAUGUGGAAAGUGUUUUACUGAGAAAUCAAAUUUUGUGAGACACCUGAUAAGUCACACAAGAGAGAAGCCUAUUUAA
Bufo bufo (common toad) is the source of this 1026-nucleotide messenger RNA. RefSeq names its product gastrula zinc finger protein XlCGF17.1-like. The coding region runs from base 1 to 1026 and encodes 341 amino acids. Gene Ontology annotation, biological process: regulation of transcription by RNA polymerase II; central nervous system development. The transcript is spliced from 4 exons. Gene Ontology annotation, cellular component: nucleus. NCBI's taxonomy places the organism in Eukaryota, Metazoa, Chordata, Amphibia, Anura, Bufonidae. Gene Ontology annotation, molecular function: DNA-binding transcription factor activity, RNA polymerase II-specific; RNA polymerase II cis-regulatory region sequence-specific DNA binding. The record is from RefSeq and is a predicted model, not a curated record.